Molecule: messenger RNA, 1173 nt
Organism: Eutrema salsugineum
Lineage: Eukaryota; Viridiplantae; Streptophyta; Magnoliopsida; Brassicales; Brassicaceae
Product: probable indole-3-pyruvate monooxygenase YUCCA11
Exons: 3
Coding region: 1-1173 (390 amino acids)
Molecular function (GO): N,N-dimethylaniline monooxygenase activity; NADP binding; flavin adenine dinucleotide binding
Source: RefSeq, a predicted model, not a curated record
AUGGAGAAAGAAAUCGAGGUUCUUGUUCUCAUAAUAGGUGCAGGACCAGCCGGUUUAGCCACAUCAGCUUGUCUUAACCGGUUGAACAUUCCAAAUAUUGUGGUGGAAAGAGAAGAUUGCAGUGCCUCUCUGUGGAAAAGAAGGUCUUACGAUCGUCUCAAUCUUCACCUCGCAAAGCAAUUCUGUCAACUCCCUCACAUGCCAUUUCCUCCAAACACUCCUACCUUCGUCUCUAAAGUAGGUUUUAUCAGUUACCUUGACGGAUACGCCACACAUUUCAACAUAAGCCCUAGGUACAACCAGAGCGUCAAAUCGGCUUAUUUCGACGGUGGUCAAUGGACCGUUGAGGUGGAAAACGCGGAGACAGGUUCGAGAGAAGUUUACUCGGCGAGGUUUGUGGUUGCUGCGACGGGAGAGAAUGGCCACGGUGUGAUUCCGGAGAUUCCUGGGCUUGUGGAGAGUUUUGAAGGAGAGUAUAUGCACUCAAGCGAGUACAAGAACGGAGAGAAGUUCGCCGGAAAAAAUGUUUUGGUCGUCGGAAGUGGAAAUUCCGGAAUGGAGAUUGCUUAUGAUCUGUCUACGUGGAACGCUAAAGUCUCCAUCGUUGUUCGUAGCCCGGUGCACGUGGUGACGAGAGGGAUCGUUUGGAUCGGAAUGUGGCUGCUCAAGUUCUUCCCGGUAAAAUUAGUUGACCGUUGGUGUGUCUUACUCGCAGAGCUGAGGUUUGGGAGUCUUUCGAGAUAUGGGCUUGUAAGGCCUAAAAUAGGCCCAUUUAUGAACAAGAUUAUCACCGGCAGGUCACCUACUAUCGACGUGGGCUGCGUCGGCGAGAUUAAGUCCGGCAAGAUUCAGGUUGUGCCGUCGAUUAAGCGUAUAGAAGGGAAGAGAGUGGUUUUCGUCGACGGAAGAACCAGAAUCGUUGACUCUAUUGUCUUUGCAACUGGUUAUAAGAGCAGCAUUUCAAAAUGGCUUCAGGUAGAUAAUGGAAAUUUGUUCAGCGAGAGUGGGAUGCCGAAAAGCGAGUUCUCGGAUCACUGGAAGGGGAAGAACGGUUUGUACAGUGCUGGAUUUGGGAGACAAGGCUUGGCUGGUAUUUCAAGAGAUGCUCAGAACAUUGCUAGAGACAUUGAAUCUCUGGUUUGUCUGAGAAGCAUGAACAAGCUUUCCUGCUAA